UUGCGGCAGACGUUCGAAGCGCUGGGGGCGACGUACGUGAAGCUGGGGCAGUUCAUCGCGUCGGCGCCGUCGGCGUUUCCGAAGGAAUUCGUGGACGAGUUUCAAAAGUGCCUGGACGAGACGCCGGCGACGCCGUUCGCGGAGAUGAGGGCGAUCGUGGAGGAGGAGCUGCGAGAGAAGGGCGCGGGGAGCGUCGAGGACGUCUUCUCGUUCGUCGACCCCACGCCGCUCGCGUCCGCGUCCGUCGCGCAGGUGCACCGGGCGACGCUCCGCGGGUCGAACAAAGACGUCGUGAUCAAAAUUUUGAAACCCGACGUCGAGGCGACGCUGUCAGCGGACUUGUCGUUCGCGCUCGUCGCCGCGAAGGUGUUGCAGUUUCUGAACCCCGAGCUCUCGCGCGCGUCGCUCGUCGACAUCGUAGGCGACGUGCGCGCGAGCAUGCUCGAGGAGACGGACUUUCGAAAAGAGGCGGAGAACGUCGCGGCGUAUCUGGAACAAAACGAUCUCUCCGGCGUCGCGACGGCGCCGUACGUGUACGAACGAUACAGCGGCAAGCGCGUGAUGACGAUGGAAUUUCUGGACGGCGUCGCGUUGACCGACCUCGACGCGAUCAAGGGCGUGAGCUCCGACCCGGAGCUGACGCUCGUGAACGCGUUGAACGUGUGGUUCGGGUCCGUCCUCGCGUGCGAGUCGUUCCACGCGGACGUGCACGCGGGUAAUCUGUUGGUGUUGCGAGACACCGGGAAGAUCGGCUUCAUCGACUUCGGGAUCGUCGGGCGGGUGUCGCCGAGCACGUGGAACGCGAUGCAGACGUUCCUGCAGAGCACGGUGAGCCGCGAGUACGACCGGAUGGCGCUCGCGCUCGUGACGAUGGGCGCCGCGGACGACGACGUGGACGUGGAGAAGUUCGCGAGAGAUUUGAAACGCGUCUACGACGCCAUCGACGCGGUGGAACCUUCGGUGGUCGUCUCCGAGGAUCUCGACACCGGGGCGCAGCGCGCGUCCGUGGCCGUGGACCAGCAGGAGAUCGCGACGCUGGUCACGGAGCUGAUCGUCGUCGGCGAGGAGAACGGCGUGAAGUUCCCUCGGGAGUUUGGUUUGCUGUUGAAGCAGGUUCUGUACUUUGACCGGUACGUGCAGGUGUUGGCGCCGGAUCUGCAAGUCGUGGACGACGACAGACUC
Molecule: messenger RNA, 1182 nt
Organism: Micromonas pusilla CCMP1545
Lineage: Eukaryota; Viridiplantae; Chlorophyta; Mamiellophyceae; Mamiellales; Mamiellaceae
Exons: 2
Biological process (GO): protein phosphorylation
Cellular component (GO): plasma membrane; plastoglobule
Molecular function (GO): protein kinase activity; ATP binding
Source: RefSeq, a predicted model, not a curated record